AUGGCAGAGGUACAGCAGCAAAAGAAACACACCUUCCGCAACUUCACCUACUGCGGCGUGGACCUGGACCAGCCACUGGACACGUCCUCCGAGCAGCUGAUGCAGCUGUACAGUGCGCGCCGGCGGCUGAACCGGGGCCUGUGGCGGAAGCAGCACUCGCUGCUGAAGCGCCUGCGCAAGGCCAAGAAGGAGGCGCCGCCCACGGAGAAGCCGGAAGUGGUGAAGACGCACCUGCGGGACAUGCUUAUCCUGCCCGCGACGGUGGGCAGCACGGUGGGCGUCUACAACGGCAAGACCUUCAACCAGGAGGAGAUGGCCGGGCUCGGCUAG
Messenger RNA from Pongo pygmaeus (Bornean orangutan), 330 nucleotides. Its product is annotated as small ribosomal subunit protein uS19-like. Bases 1 to 330 code for a protein of 109 amino acids. Gene Ontology annotation, molecular function: structural constituent of ribosome. NCBI's taxonomy places the organism in Eukaryota, Metazoa, Chordata, Mammalia, Primates, Hominidae. The record is from RefSeq and is a predicted model, not a curated record. Gene Ontology annotation, cellular component: cytosolic small ribosomal subunit; ribosome. Gene Ontology annotation, biological process: translation; ribosomal small subunit assembly. The transcript has 2 exons.